AUGCUUCCAACUAUUUUCAUUUUCAUGAUCUUUACCUCAGUUGUUCAAUCAUUAAUAUAUCCAUCAUGUGAAUUUCAAUUGAAAAUCGGCGAUUCAGAUCCGAAAAGAACUUCAUUACCAGUUGAAUGUGAAUUAUCCGAAGAAGACAUUGGUUUAUACAAAUUAUUUCUUUCAAUUGAAUAUUUCAUCAAUAAUGUUUAUGUUUGGUGGAGUCCAAUAUCGAAUUCAAUUGUUACAAAAUCUAAUUCGAUCAUAAAUUCCAACCCGAAGAAGCGAAACAAAUGUUUGUUUCUUUGA
This is a messenger RNA of Adineta ricciae, 297 nucleotides long. NCBI's taxonomy places the organism in Eukaryota, Metazoa, Rotifera, Eurotatoria, Adinetida, Adinetidae. The record is from the annotation of a GenBank genome assembly.